AUGGUAAGCGACCUCAUCAACAGGGACAGUGUCUCUUGGGACCCGGGCAAGGUUAGACAGUGUUUUGACUGGAAUAGCUCAAGAAAUAUCCUCUCUAUGGAAUUACCUUCGAAUCUAAAGGAUGAUUUCCUAUAUUGGAAGUACCAUCCUUCUGGGAGAUACAGUGUAAAAACUGGAUACUACUUUCUAUCCAGAAACCAAAUGAUGAACGACUCUCCCCUCUCUACAAAGGAUGAGAGAUUUGCAAAACUCAUUUGGAGUUUGAACAUUCAACCAAAAUGGAAGAUCUUCCUAUGGAAACUCCUUUAUGAUGGCAUAGCAGUAAAGGUAAACCUUGUUAACAGGGGCAUAGCAGUAGAUGCUACCUGUGAUGUUUGUGGUUUAGAGUUGGAAGAUAGUCAACACUUGUUCCGUUUCUGCUCUCUGGCAAAGUAUGUCUGGGAUAAUAGUCCUAUGACUGUUUGCUGUGAUAUUACUGGAUUCCAGUCCCUGCGAAGUUGGAUCCAGCACUUUAUCCUGCUGUUUUAUAGCGAGGAUGGCAGACAUAGUACCCGUAUUAUCUGGUUCAUUGAAAAUUUAUGGGGCCUAUGGACGGCAAGAAACACGAAAGUGUUUAAAGGAAUUGGGGUCACAACGGCAACAGUUGUAGAACUGGUUAAUUUAGCACUCAAGGAUCAUGAGGUGUUCAAUGAAGAGGAUAAGACCCGGGAUAUGGGUGGAAUAGAAGCGAGAAGAGAACCCACCUUACCUCCUGGUUUCAACCAUGUCGAUGGCUCUUGGGAUAAAGCUUCUACUAGAGCGGGCAUUGGCUGGGCUUUUAUUUGCCCUAAUCAAGCAGACACCAACGAUGGAGGAGGGAAGUAUGGGACCGCUUUCUCGGCGCUACAGUGUGAGGCAUGGGCAUGCCUUGAAGCUCUAAAGUGGGCUAAUAGGCAAGGAAAGGAGGAGGUUCUUGUUCUCUCCGAUUCAGUGUUACUGCUUGAAAAUCUAAGAAGUAACCAAGGGAAGGAAAUUUCGAUAGCUUGGCUAAUUGAAGAUAUUAGGGUAAUCGCUCUUAAUUUCAGAAAAUGCUCUAUAAUUAAGGUUACAAGGGAGCAAGUGCAACGGGCUAAUGAUAUCGCAAAUACGUGCCGUUGUACUCUCUCUAAUUUAGUUCUUUAA
Chenopodium quinoa (quinoa) is the source of this 1161-nucleotide messenger RNA. RefSeq lists its product as uncharacterized. The transcript is spliced from 2 exons. The coding region runs from base 1 to 1161 and encodes 386 amino acids. Gene Ontology annotation, molecular function: nucleic acid binding; RNA-DNA hybrid ribonuclease activity. The record is from RefSeq and is a predicted model, not a curated record. NCBI's taxonomy places the organism in Eukaryota, Viridiplantae, Streptophyta, Magnoliopsida, Caryophyllales, Amaranthaceae.